This is a messenger RNA of Pimephales promelas (fathead minnow), 3624 nucleotides long. NCBI's taxonomy places the organism in Eukaryota, Metazoa, Chordata, Actinopteri, Cypriniformes, Leuciscidae. The record is from RefSeq and is a predicted model, not a curated record.
AUGAGCUCUUGUCUUUCUCACGAUUAUGAUUUAAAGCUCUUGGUGUUGAAAUGGCGUCGAGUUCAGCAGCAGCACAAAGUUGUUCAGAUCAUGAUCAUCCUAACGUGAAUGAUCUGAGGAUUGUUCUGCUAGGAAAGAAUGAAUCAGAAAACAGCCGAGUGAGAAAUACUAUACUGGGAACAGCAGGGCACUACAGGGACGCGGCUUCAUCUGAUGUACAGCAGCACAGUCAGAUCAGCAGGGCAACGGUGGAGAAAAAACACCUCAUAGUCAUCAACACUGCUCAUCUUCUCCAGCCACAUCUCUCACAGCAUCAGAUAAAACAGGGAGUGAGAGAGUGUGUGUCUCAGUCUGCUCCAGGACCUAAUGUGAUCUUACUAGUCCUGCAAUAUAAUGACUUCACUGAUGACGACCUGAGAAGAGUGAAAACUGUGCUGAACCUCUUCAGUGUGAAGGCCAUUAAACACACCAUAGUGCUGACUACUGAUGAAGACACACGCACAUCAAUGAUUACUGCUAGGCUAUUGAAUACCACUAUAGGCUCCAACAUCAGAUCGGCUUCUAACAUCAUUAGUAAUUUAACAAAGGAAUGUGGAGGAGGACAUCUUAAGUUUGAUGCAAGAAACGCAGGAUGGCGCUCUGAGAUGAUCAGAAGAAUAGAGGAGAUGCUGAAGGAAGAACAAGAAGAAUUUCUCGUCUGUAACAUGUAUGAAGAUGAAGAUCUGAGUAGAUCCGGGGGUUUAUUCAGAGGAGAUGGCACAAAGGAGGAUGGAAAACAGAAUACAAAAACAGCAAGUGAUGGACGAGUGACUACUUCUGGAAAAGCAAAGCUGAACAUUGUGCUGUGUGGAUAUAAUACAACACUCAAGAACUCAGUGUCUAGAAUAUUUAGAGGGACAAUAAAUAAACAAAAGAAAAAUUUCCAUCAGAAAGAAAAAAGCAAAGUGUGUGUGAAGAAAGAGGAGAAGAUGAAUGGACGGCAGAUUACGGUAAUAGAGCUUCCGGCUCUCACUCGUCUCUCAGAGGAGGAAGUGAUGCGGGAGACUCUCAACUGUGUGUCUCUCUGUGAUCCUGGAGUUGAUGCUUUUGUCCUCGUUACUCCUGUCGGUUCACUGACUAAUGAAGACAGAGCAGAAAUGGAGAAGAUUAAAAGAAUAUUUAACUCUAAUGAGCACUUCAUGGUGCUUUUCACUGCUGAUCUCACUGAUGACAGAAGUGUGUCAGAUUGUGUAUUAUCCGCAGAAUCUCAGAGCAUCGUGAGUCUCUAUGGGAGCUGGUACAGUGUGAUCGGGUUAAAGGAUGAUAUAAUCUCCGGACAGAUCUCAAGAAUGCUGGAUUGUAUAGAGAGCCUGAAGACUGAACCCUAUUCACUUCAGAUGUAUCUGAGAGCUCAAGAGAAGAGAGUCAGAGAUGAACUAGAGGAGAAACUCAGUGUGAGAGAGAAAGAAAUCACAGAGUUACAGGAGAAGAUCAAGACACUGGUUCCAGAGGGUGUGAAGCUGAAUCUGGUUCUGUGUGGGAGUAACAGAAGAUUAAAAUCCUUCAUAUCAAACCUGAUCCUGAACGCCGGAGACAGAAGACCAGAGCCCGGAGAGUGUUUGAGGACAGACGUGGAGCUUCAUGGACGUCUGGUGUCUCUGGUGGAGCUUCCAGAUCUGAUCAACACACAGAUCUCAGAGGAGGAAGUGAUGCUCCAGAUUCUCCGCUGUGUGUCUCUCUGUGAUCCUGGAGUUCAUGUUUUCCUCCUCACUAUUCCUGAUGCUCCACUUAAUAAUGAAGACAAAGCAGAAAUGGAGAAGAUCCAGAAGAUAUUCAGCUCAAGAAUCAACAAACACAUCAUGAUCCUCAUAAACCAGAAUUCAGAGGAAAAGACAGAAGAACUGAAUGAAGAAACACAGUCUGUCAUUGAGAGUUUUGGAGGACGACAUUAUUUCAUCGGCCCCCACACACAAGUGUCCGUGUUAAUGGAGAAACUACAGCAGAUGGUUGAGGAAAAUAGUGGUGUUCGUUUCUCCACAGAGACAUUGAUGGAAGUACAGAUGGAAAAACUGCUGAAAUUUGAAGAAAUGAAGAAGAGAAUCCAUUCAUUAGAGACAUGGUUUCAGUCAAAAGAUUCCAGAGAAAGUGAGGAUGAUCUGAGGAUUGUGAUGCUGGGAAAAACUGGAGCUGGGAAGAGUGCAACUGGAAACACCAUCUUAGGAAGAGGAGCGUUUAUGUCGGACACAUCUCAAAAGUCUAUUACUAAAAAGUGUCAGAAAAAAUCAGCUGAAAUCAACGGCCAACACGUUACUGUGAUCGACACUCCAGGACUGUUUGAUACUAAAUCCAGUAAUGAAGAAAUCCAGAGAGAAAUCAGCAACUGCAUCUCCAUGAUCCUGCCUGGACCACACGUGUUCAUCAUUGUGCUCAAUUUGGGACAGCGAUUCACUGAAGAGGAGGAGAAAUCAGUGAAGAUCAUCCAAGAGAUGUUUGGUGAGAAAUCUUUAAUGUACACAAUGGUGCUCUUCACCAGAGGAGACGAUCUGAAGAACAAAACCAUUGAACAGUGGCUUGGAAAACCUGGAUCUGUGAUCAGAAACCUGGUUGAAGUGUGUGAAAACAGAUACCAUGUGUUCAACAAUAAUCAGACUGGAGACCGAACAAAGGUGUCUGAUCUACUGAAGAAGAUAGACCACAUGGUGAAAGAAAACGGAGACAGUUACUACUCAUGUAAGAUGUUCAGAGAGAUGGAAAGAGGAAUACAAGAAAAACAGAUGAAGAUCCUGAUGGAGGAAGUGGAUCAACUGAAGAGAGAGAGAGAAGAACUGAUGAACAAACAUAAAGAAGAGAAAAAGAGGAUGAAGAUGAUGAUGGAGGAAGAAAUACAAAAUCAAAGAAAGAGAAGAGAAGAAGAGUUUGGAGAGAGAGAGAAACGAUACAAAAGAGACAUUAAAGAAAGAGAAGAACAAGAGAGGAAGAUGCGAGAGGAGAUGAAGAGAGAACGAGAGGAAUAUGAGAAACAGAGACAAGAGGAAAAACAAAGAAGAGAUGAAGAGGAUGAGAAAAGGAGAAAGAAAGAUCAGGAAACAUGGGAUAAAUAUAAUCAGAGACUGAAACAAGUGAAAGAGACGAUGAAGAUGAUGAUGGAGGAAGAAAGACAGAAUCAGAAGAAAAGAGAAGAGGAAUAUAAAAGAGACAUUAAAGGAAUAGAGGAUCAUGAGAGAGAGAUGCAAGAGAUGAUGAAGAAAGAAUGAAGAGACAGAAACAACAUGAAGAGAAUAAGAAGAGAAAGUCUCGAGCCUUUGUAUUCAAAUCCAGAUUCAUGACCGGCGAGUCCAAGUCGAGUUUCAAGUCCUCAACGCAAGAUUUUAACAAGUUAAACACAAACUUAAACACAUUAGUGCUCGUUUCCCAAAUUAAUGUUAUUAUUAAUUACAUUUAAGAUGACUAUUUUCACUAAGGGCACCCAUAUUUUUCUUGGUCUUGAACGUCUGACGUGCAAUUAAUGCAAGGACAAACUGGGAAUUAUUUUCUUUCUCUGGGUAACUUAGAGUAACAAAGCAUAAACUUGUUGACUAGAAUGUGAAUUAUCUGAUAUUCAGAUUCUCAAAUAUAUGUUAAUAAAAGUAUUUUGAGUCUUUUAUU